Chara braunii is the source of this 3125-nucleotide messenger RNA. The record is from the annotation of a GenBank genome assembly. NCBI's taxonomy places the organism in Eukaryota, Viridiplantae, Streptophyta, Charophyceae, Charales, Characeae.
CGUUGUAGUAGGGUUUUCCUUUGUCAUCGUCCUCCUCGGCGGGUUGGCGGGCGUCGUCGCCAUCGCCAAAAAGCCAACGCCGUCUCUCUUCCUCUUCCGGUGCCUUGUGCUCUUCUUUGGCCCUCUUUUUUUCUCGCAACUAAUUAGAUCAUCGUGAAGAUGGCGAUCACGAUCUCUGCAAUCAAGGCCCGGCAGAUCUUCGAUAGCCGUGGCAAUCCGACGGUGGAGGUGGACGUUACCACAAGUGAUGGCGCGCAGUACCGCGCGGCGGUGCCGAGUGGUGCUUCUACCGGCAUUUACGAGGCCCUGGAGCUCCGCGAUGGCGGCAAGGACUACAUGGGCAAGGGCGUGCUGAAGGCGGUCAGCAAUGUCAACGACAUCAUCGCCCCCGCGUUGAUUGGUAAGGAUGUGACGGAGCAAACGGCCAUCGACAACUACAUGGUUGAGCAGCUCGACGGCACGCAGAACCAGUGGGGAUGGUGCAAGCAGAAGCUCGGCGCCAAUGCCAUCUUGGCGGUGUCGCUGGCGCUCUGCAAAGCUGGCGCCGGCGCCAAGAAGAUCCCGCUCUAUCAGCACAUUGCGAAUUUGGCGGGAAACUCGAAACUGGUGCUUCCUGUCCCUUCGUUCAACAUCAUCAACGGCGGCUCGCAUGCGGGUAACAAGCUAGCCAUGCAGGAGUUUAUGAUUCUGCCGACGGGCGCCGCCACAUUCAAGGAGGCGAUGAAGAUUGGAUCAGAAGUGUACCACCAUCUCAAGUCCAUCAUCAAGAAGAAGUACGGGCAGGACGCGACGAACGUGGGUGAUGAGGGCGGAUUUGCGCCCAACAUCCAGGACAACAAGGAGGGGUUGGAGUUGAUUAAGGCGGCCAUCGAGAAGGCAGGAUACACGGGCAAGGUGACGAUAGGCAUGGACGUGGCGGCGUCGGAGUUCUACGACGAGAAGACGAAGAUGUACGAUCUGGACUUCAAGACGGAGAACAAUGACGGCAGCGCGAAGAUCACCGGCGAUCAGCUCAUUCAGCUGUACCAGUCGUUUUGCGACGAGUACCCUCUGGUCUCCAUCGAAGACCCCUUCGACCAAGACGAUUGGGAGCACUACGCCAAGCUGACUGAUUUGAUCGGCGAGAAGGUACAGAUCGUCGGUGACGACUUGCUGGUGACCAAUCCGAAGAGAGUGGAGAAGGCCAUCGCUGAGAAGUCAGCGAAUGCUCUUCUCCUCAAGGUGAACCAGAUAGGGUCGGUGACAGAGAGCAUCGAAGCCGUGAGGAUGUCGAAGAAGGCAUGGUGGGGAGUGAUGACCAGCCACAGGAGCGGAGAGACGGAAGACACUUUCAUCGCUGAUCUUGCGGUCGGACUUGCCACUGGACAAAUCAAGACGGGAGCACCGUGCAGAUCGGAGCGCCUAGCGAAAUACAACCAGCUGCUGCGUAUUGAGGAGGAGCUUGGCGAUGCCGCUGUGUACGCUGGUGUCAAUUUCCGUACCCCGGUUGAGCCCUAUUGAGUGUUCUUUUUUAUUGAUUAUUUGGUUCAACGCUUCUGACGUUUAGUGAUCUUUGUAAGGGCAUCUUGGCGUAGUGUUCUAUUUUUAUCUGGGCUUGUCGUUGCAUUUGGAAAAAUUAUUAUGUCUUUUUUCUUUAUGGUGGGAAUAGCUCUUCUGCCAAGCGUGCGACAGUGCGGCUGCGUCGCACACCGAGCUGUUUACCUCAUUAUAGUGAUGUAGCCCGAUGGGCAUGGAUGGCGUUUUUUUUUGUUUUUUUUGUUCUUUCUCGCAAUACUCUGGCGUUGUGGAGUUGAACAGAGGGCUCUCCUAUUCAUCCAUCUUACGCUUCUGUGUAGGUGGUAGGAGUUUCUGGUACUCGUGUCUCGUCUGUGUAGGUGCGCUGGUAUUUCUCUUCUGUGUAGGUGCUGGAUCUUCUCUUCUGUAUACGUAGGCGCUAAGAAUGUUUACUCGUAAUUUAUAGGUUUAGAAUUCUUUCAGGACGACUUGUUUUGGUGACGCAAUGGUGUGUCAAUCCUAUAUAUUGUUUAGGGUAUUCUUGUACUCGGAGUUUCUUUUUUUCGCUUGAGAUUAAGAAAUCAGAAGAAACAUAACAAAACAACGCGAGUUUUGUGAAAAUGGCGAGAGAGCAUAAGAGGAAAUGACUGGGUGUGAAAAGCUGAUAUUGCGCCUCUCAUUUGUGAAACACUGUUUCCUGCUUUCCUGUAAGUGUUGUUCAACGGUCAUCCCGUCGGAGGAGUGCAGAGAAAAAUAAUUGAACCGUCAAUGGAAAAAGGGCUUGUAUUUUUUUUCUGACCCAGAAGGGAUCGAAAAGUCGGUGUGCAACAGUUAUAAUUAUUAUAAUCUUUUCGUCGAAAUCCUGAGGAUUCGUUAGGAGUAGUGAGCGAGAACAACGUACAGUGCAGCAUGGCAGCCGUUUUCACCCUCAUGGAACGCCUGGUCGUUAUCGCUGUUUCUAGACCCAUAGGUGCGCGCCAAAAAUAGAGCGAGAAUGACCGGGCAUUCCAUUCGCAUGACGAGGGUACUCUAUCUAAUUCAGGGUCUUAGACUGUAUUUAGACGUACUGGUGCGUCAAGUACAACUAUUAUGCUAAUAACCUGGCGUUCUAUUUCGUUGAAGGGGGUAGUCUAAUCCAGUAUCUUACAAGUAGGUCCGAUUCCUGUGAAAUCGUCGGUUCCUCUCCCAGUUAAAUACUUUUUUAUUUUCUUUUUUUUUUCCCACAAGUGUGAUCGCGUUGACGUAUUGUCAUUGAACUGACCGGCCCCAGGCAACUCAGAAUUAUGUUAUUUUUCUCAUCUGCUGCUCAUCUGAUCGCAUCUGGAAUAGAACUCGGGUAUGUUUUUCAACAGGUCGUGGGUAUAUCAACUGAGCUAGGAUCGUUUGAUUGAAUGAGAGAGCUAACUAAACAUUGGUUUGACUCGUCAGACUUAAACAAGCAUGAUGAGGCCGACUCCAUUCUUCGUCCCGAAUAUAACGUCCGCCCAUUAUAGAGGUAUUUGGGGCAAUUUGCUGUCCAGGUACAGCCAUAAUGACCAGGCUUGCGUUCUAUUGGGGUGAAGGCGGUCAGAUCAGUUGGUCUCAGCGGCUAUGGCAUGCCUGAUCCAUUCUCAAGGUAUAAACAAGAUGCU